AAUAGCUUGCUAACUCGCUCCCUUCCAGAAUUUCGUCCAGCCUACGUCACACCUUCACGGGUUCCUUCACGAAUUUCUCAACGACUUCCCCGCCGAUUCAUACGAUACAUCCACGAUCAACGAACUUUGCUCUACGCUCACAACCACGUACUCUUUCCUCUUCACGCUACAGCGGAGCUAAAGUCUCUGGAUCGUCUUGCAGCGCACAACCAACCCUCGGUGAAAACCAAGGAAUCCAAGUGCGGAGAGGUCGAUAGCUGAGCCUCUCCGGACACAAAUCACACCCUUUACGAUACUGGGCGAUUGAUCGGAGUCUUCAACUGAGGACCAGAAGCACUUCCUUCAUUCCUCUCAUACAUACACAUACACACCUGCACGACCGCAAUUUAUACCCCCACACAGAAACUAUCUCAACAAUGGCAACAACCACACAGCCACGCCGUCAAGGCAACGAGAGCACAGCUCCCUCUACAUUUUCUUACGCACAGGCGGCCAAAGGACUCUCCGGCACAGCUACUUCCGCGACAGCCCCUAGCAAAUCAACAUCCGGAACGAAUACGCCCGCAAAGGAGUCGCGAUCAAAUUCGAUCCCAGCAGUCGCUUCCGUACCCAGCUGGGCUGAUGACGCCGAUGCUGACGCCGAACAAGCAAACGCUAGCAAUCUGAAUGGAGCACGCGAAACGACUUCACAGGUGUCACCACCAAAGCAAGCCGUCACCCAGCCGGCUACCAAUGGCUCGGCCGUGUCGUCUCCAGACCUUGGAGCCUCUUCGGCAUCCACCGCCGUCAAGGACGAUGACGUUACGUCGUUGCAGAAUGGAACAGCAGAGUCGUGGGAAAAUAAGUCACAGGCUUCCACUUCCGUAGAUAAGACCUCCGAGCCCGCAGAGACUACGGCAGAGAACGCAGAGAAAACAAAGGGCAAGGGAAAGAAGGCAGACAAAGCACCGCCCAAGGUGCUGCUUGAUGCACCAAUACCCACAGUCAACCCUUGGGCGCGCAGGUUGGAAGAGCAGAAGGCCAAGGUGGUACAGAAACCGGCCGCUAAAACGAAUCAAACCAACGGUGUCCCUCAAGGACCCUCCUCUGACGCUACAGCGAAGAGAAGCAAGCUCAAUCCCUCAUCGGAGAGCGGCGAUGCCAAAGACAGGAAUGUUACUGCAGACGGAAAGCACAGGCAGGAUCGCAGUAAGCAAGAGCACGACGCGGAGAAAUCCAGGAAGGGCGGUAAGGGCAAGCCGUUCGACAAGAAUUCAGCGUCGCUCCCGCUUCCUCCUACGCGUGACCAAGAGUCAUGGCCGACGCCUGAGACCGCUGUGGACGAAGACAGGAAAAAGAACAACGGAAAAGCGGAUAAAACCGAGAAAGACCGUAAAGACAACGGGCCUGCAAGCAAGAAGGAGUGGGUCUCCAUGCCUUACACUCCAACCGUUGUGUUCAGUACCCCGUUGCCCGCUGCAACGUCGCGAAGAGGUGGCCGAGGAGGAGCUCGUGGCGGCGCGCAGAAUCCGGCCCGAGGCAACAACAUCGGUGCUAAUACCGCCGGAAGCGCCGAAAAAGAUGCCUCUGUGCCGACUCCUUCGAUCAACGGUGAUCAACCAAAGCACGGCCGUGCUGAUGGGUCCAACGUGCGUGAAGGUUCUCCCAAAGAAGGGCGAGCAGCCAAUGCUAACGCAGCUUCUGCAAAGACUGGAACGUCUUCUGCAGAGAAAAGCUCUAAAGUUGCAUCUGGUGCCGAAGCUGAUGCUCACUCUCGCAAUGUCUCUAGCGUGACCGACGCUGCAGUUAACUCAACCACCUCCGCACCGAACAACAAUUUCCCUCGCCAGUACCCAAAUCGUCCUGGCAAGGGUAGGAGGGGAGAUUUCGCGGGUGGAGAUCGCAGGAAGGAUGGAGAUGUAAACUCGGCCUCUAAGGAUAACUCCGGAGCCGCAGACAAGCGCGCAUCCGCUAACCAGAAUGAUGCUGAGGACGCAGACCGACGAUCUGGCGCUCCCCAGGAAGGUCAGGUCAACCCGCAAAAGGGUGCCCCAAGCGAGCGCCGAGGCGGCUUCAAUUCGUUCUCAGGUCGCGAACGUGGUGGCCGUGGUGGGAACCGGGGAGGUCGAGGAGGAUUCCAGAACGGAAAUCAUCAGUUCACAAAUGGUCACGCACCUGCGGUCCAGUCCACUUCGUCUUUCUCUCUCGCCCGCUCACCACCAAACUUCCACCCCGAACAGGCUGCCUACUUCCCCGCCCCUUCUGGACAUGGUCGUGGGUACAGGAAUGGCCCUCGAUCGCAAUCCGUCACGAAUGAGAACAUGUUUGUACGCAUGCCGUAUCCCGGCAUGCCUCAGCAGCUUGCACCGAUUCAGACGUUUGCUCCAGCGCAGUCGUACGACUACAUGCCUCCUGUCAGCGCGGUACCUUACAGUCCAUAUGGCGUCGACCAGUGGACCAUGACCUCAAUGGUCUCUACUCAAAUGGAGUAUUACUUUUCCGUCGAGAAUCUGUGCAAAGAUAUCUUCCUGCGCAAGCAUAUGGAUUCGCAGGGCUUCGUUUUCUUGAGCGUGCUCGCCGACUUCAACAGGAUUAAGCAGUUGACAACAAACAUCGACAUCAUCAAGCAUGUCUGCCACGCCUCUCCCACCAUCGAGUACCGAGUUGGCGUUGAUGGUAGAGAUCGAUUGCGACGACGAGAGGGCUGGGAACAGUGGGUUCUCUCAUCCUCUGACCGCGACCCGUCGGCACAAAAUGAUGGCCCCGAGGAGCUGCAUAGCCCGCCCGUCCCGACUUUUAACGGAUUUGAUCCCCGUUAUCCAGACAUGCCACUGAACGGAGCGCUUCACUCAAGCAACAACGAUGUCCCUACUAAUGAGUUUAAGGGUAAGGCAGAGAGCCGUAACUGGGAGAACGGAACACAGGAUCAUGUUCUGGACCCCAAUGCGCCUGCCGUCAAUGGAUUUGGCAGUGCUAACGGUCAUGUCAACGGCGUGAAUGGACAUGCUGUUGAAGCACCCGUCAACAACGCUGUGAGUGGCGAAUUUGAUUCUUUCUCUGAUCGCAGUAGAAACGGUGUACCUGAAUCUGCUUGGAGGCGUACCGAACGUGUAGCAGGGUCUGCAGCGAGGACUCCCUUGUAUUGGGUCAAGAAUAAAGAUGCGCCCGUGGAGUCUCCUCCUCUCGACUCGUCAAACGAACCCUACACCAACCUACGAGAAAAAGCAUUAUCCCAGCGUCAACUAUCAGCACUUGGAACUUGUCCCCACGAUAUGAAUGUUUUGUAUCAGUUUUGGUCCCACUUUCUCAUUCGCAAUUUCAACACUACAAUGUACGAGGAAUUCCGGCGGUUCGCCUUUGAAGAUUUCCUUCACAACAACUCAGUUGUUGGCUUUGCCAACCUCGUCAAAUAUUACGGAGAUACGUUGUCAUCCUCGCAAAGUCUCAUUCGAGAGCGCGUCGCCCGGGAUUACGUGGAUCUGGUCAGAAUCGAAGCUACAAUCUUACGGCCAGCGUUCGAUCAGUUGCAAUCUUCCUUACGCGAAGGAGGCCUUAGUGAUCGAAAUCGCGACACGAUCACCCAAUUCCUUGACCCUGAACUCAAAGCGUUUCUUGGAUGAGGCAAACCCUAGCUCAGUGGCGUUUUCGAAAACAGCAACGGUUAUUUUGUAAUGGUGGCGACCGACGGCUCCUGCUUCGAUACAU
Molecule: messenger RNA, 3684 nt
Organism: Aaosphaeria arxii CBS 175.79
Lineage: Eukaryota; Fungi; Ascomycota; Dothideomycetes; Pleosporales
Exons: 5
Coding region: 417-3599 (1060 amino acids)
Biological process (GO): mRNA stabilization; positive regulation of translation
Cellular component (GO): cytoplasmic stress granule; cytosol
Molecular function (GO): RNA cap binding
Source: RefSeq, a predicted model, not a curated record